Eleginops maclovinus (Patagonian blennie) is the source of this 2038-nucleotide messenger RNA. Its product is annotated as synaptonemal complex protein 2-like. Lineage: Eukaryota; Metazoa; Chordata; Actinopteri; Perciformes; Eleginopidae. The transcript is spliced from 25 exons. Bases 38 to 2038 code for a protein of 666 amino acids. The record is from RefSeq and is a predicted model, not a curated record.
CGCGCCUGUGUAAGCUCCCAACACGAGAGGAGACAAGAUGUUUCAUGUGAAGAUGGAGGACUGCCUGAAACGUGCAGACUCUUCUUCGUUGGUGUCUCUGCUGCAGGGGGAUCUCUCCUCUUAUUCUCUGACGUCGCUGAGCCAGCUCGUCACCACGGAUCUGUGUGUGUCGGGCAUCAGUAGAGUUUCAGUGGUGAUGAAAUCUCUGGAAGUUUUAUCAGAAAACACAAACGAUCUGCAGAAGCUGCUGAGCCUCGGACUGGCCGCUAAAGUGGAGCGGUGGUUCGAAGCGGUCCAUGGUCUGCUGACCUCUGACCCCCCAUCAUGCCCCCCCCCCCUGCUGAGUGUCACUGAGCAGUUCUACGACUUCUUCCAGCUGAUUGGUCCGGCUCUUCCAGUCAGUCAGCUGUCUGUGUUUCUGCAUCAGUUGGCUGGAUUCUCUGUGGAAACAGGAAUCAUCUUUCGCCUGAGACUGGAGGCAAUCCGAACUCUGAACAGCAUCGUGGAAUCUCUGAGCCGAGAGCCAAGGAGACGACUCCAGAACCUGAACCACACCCAGAUGCUGUCCCAGCUUGCAGCAGCAGUGCUGACUGUUGGAGACUACGAGCUGCAGGCCAGCCUAUCAGAGGCUCUGUGCCGGCUGACGCCCAUGAAGGAGCGCCGGCCAAGAGCUAAUCAGUGGUUCCCAAUCCGUGACAUCAGCAGCGCCUUCUGUGACAUGAGAGACCGGGACUUUGAGGUGGACUGUCGUCGCUUCCUGAAUUUUGUAAACAGUAACCAUGGAGACCAAAGAAGGGUUUACACCUUCCCCUGCCUCCGAGCCUUCCUGGAUUCCAACGAGCUGUUUCCUCCCAAAGACGAGAAGCUGGACGAGUUCUGGAUCGAUUUCAACGUCGGAUCUGAGUGUGUGAGUUUCUUCAUCGACGAGCCACAGGGCUUCCUGUGGGGGUCUCUGCACCUGCAGCAGGAGGACGUGGAUUUCUACAGCCUGCAGGAAUGCAGUUGGCCAGAGACGGUCCUCAGCGUCUGGCUGAAAUUUCCCAUCAUGCACCGGGACAGCAGAGGUCAGGUGGUGCAGCUGAGCUUCAACAGUGAACACCUGAGAAACCUGCAGCAGGCGGCGGGGCUCGUCCUCCCGAAAAUGAAGCGUUCCUCAGAUGAUACGGUCCUGGUGUCCCCCCCCGCUGACAAACACAAUGGAAGACCCCACAGUGACAAACCAAUGAGCAAGAGCCAGCCGAAUGUCUUCCACCGGCCCUCCCCCAGUAGUGGAGAGGAGUCACCUGUUCCGAAGAAAGUAAAGAGUUCCCCUGGUGGUACGGUCCAGGUCUCCCCCCCCGCUGACCAACACAAUAAAAGAUCAUACAGCAGGAAGAAGCCAAUGAGCAAGAGCCAGCUGAAAGUCCUACCCCUGUCAUCCCCCAGUAGUGGAGAGGAUUCACCUGUUCGAAGGAAGGGCUUGGUUCUGACAGCAGGAGGUUACCCGUUAGACCAAACUGAGGGCCUGUUGGCCCAGGAUGGGAGGGAGGAGCCUGAGCUGGAUGCGGAGGAGUCUGGGGGGGAGGGGCCUGACUGCCUGCAGACGGAGUCCUCACUUGAAGGCGCGGGGCUACCUCUAGAUGGGGCGGGACCUGUGAUGGAGGCGGAGCCAGGGUCUCACCUGCCAUCCGAUAUCACCGCUGCCUUUAACACCUUCAAAACUCAGCUGGAUCAACGCUUCACCAGCCGCUGGAGGAGCGUGGAGACGGAGGUUCUCCGGUCCUUCACAAGAUGUCAACAACAGGUCUCCUCCCUGCUGACAGCUGUCCAUCAACACAGGUUGGUGUUGCGGCACAGGUUUGAGAGCAGUGUUACUGAUCAGCUGAAGAGACUCCAUGAGGAAUCCAACCAUUUGACCUCCAUCAACACUCAGACCCUGAACGUCUUCCAGACUGAGAUGCAGCAGCUGGGAUCCUUCUGUGAGGAACACCUGCACAGGCAGGAUCUGACAGAGAGGAAAAACACAGAACUCCCUGAAGAGAAAACUCAGAGCGACUAA